This is a messenger RNA of Lichtheimia ornata, 804 nucleotides long. RefSeq lists its product as uncharacterized. Lineage: Eukaryota; Fungi; Mucoromycota; Mucoromycetes; Mucorales; Lichtheimiaceae. The coding region runs from base 1 to 804 and encodes 267 amino acids. The record is from RefSeq and is a predicted model, not a curated record. The transcript has a single exon.
AUGGAUAAGAAAGCAGAAUUACCACCUCCACCUGUUAUUGCUUGGCAGCAUACCAAUGAGACACACAAACGAUGGACAUGGGUGCGUCGCUUUAUUGCCGUCUUGGUUGUCUUGGCUGUAGUCAUGCACUGUACAGCUCCACGUGCUCGCCUUUCACAACUCUGGAAACAUACCUACAGCAACGACAAGGAGCCACAACUAGUGCUUCAUACGGGUUUCCCAGUCCCUGAUGCUGUCGUUGGCCAAACCAUUCAACCCAAGGGAUAUUCAGCUGCGAUGGCGUUUGCACCUGUAGACACAUCCUCCUCCUCUUUGACAGUACAAAACAAGGAAAGCUGGUGGGACCGUAUUUUCUCAUGGCGUCAUGUCCACUUGGCAUCUGUUCAGUUGGCUGUCACAAGCCCUGGUCCCCUCGAUCACGUACGCGCUACCAUUUCUAUUUGCACAUCCACUCAUGACGACCUAUGGCAAUCCAUCCCAGAUGCAACAAAGUGCAUAGCAUCCACAAUGCGUGGUGUUGAUGAAGGCACAGCACCCGAUGAACCUCUUGGCAUUAUCACCUGGAAUCCUGUACAAGAAGAAAAAGAUGCUAUCGUGCUCAAAAAGAACAAAGUCUACUGGUUGGUCGUGGAAGCUCCCCCUGGUGCUGAUGCAUUUGAAUGGGCUCUUGCACAAAUCUCUGGUGGUGUCGGUGCUCAUCAAGGUGUCGCCUUGGAAACUCCCGAACGCGGUUGGCAGCUGCAAAAUGCCGAUGAUGAUGACGCACCUAUUCCAAGUGUAAUGUUAUCUGUAGUUCCCCAUUAG